GUCGUCAAGUUUCAAUAAGACAUCACGAUCCAAUUUUGUCCCAGUCUGGAAACCAGGACCGAUGACUGCGAAAUCUUGUCUAUCUAAGAAAUCUGACUCGAUGACGAAAGCCAUCUUCAAAGUUCCCACGUGCUGCUUCCUCUUUCUGUCCCUUUCUUUGCCCCAGCCCAAGGUUGACUUUUCCCGAGCUCGAAAGGUGUUUGUUCUUUAACGGGAUGACGACAUAAUUCAUGAGUUGUGUACAGGUAGACAUCACGUGAAUGUCUUGAAGUGAGCUUGUGUGUGGUGGAUGGUGUCCCACUGCCAGUGGUGUGGGACCGCAGCUCGGCUUGGCGUCCCUUUUGAAAUUAAUUCCGUAGAUAAUUCAGUGGUCACAUGAUCCCGUUGUUCGAGCCCCGCCUAGACCAGAAACGUGUCUGCGUUUGUCGUGUCUCCGAGCGCCAGGCCGAUUUUACGUAGCUGAAAAUGGAUGGAGACCAGCCUCUAGACCUGUCAAAGGGUUCGCCCAGUAAGUCAGGCACCCAGCAGACAACUGCAUCAGCCAGCCAAGCGAGGCCCCCACGCCCUGCAGUGUAUACGCAGCCACAGGUUCCACAUCCCCAUGAUAAACAGUAUGGAUCCCAGCCCACCAGCCACAUGUACGGGAUGGAGCGGGUCUCACACAGACUUCCUGCUAACACCAGACCCAUCGGAUCUCACCAGCUUCUACAUCAUCACGGUCAGCCACAAGGAGGGACCCCUGUGGGGUUUGCUGUCCCAGACAGAAGAGCCCUUGGGAUGCCAGGAGUGGAUACUAAGGCAGGGGGACCCCCCAAUACACACCCUCCACUGUACAGCACCAGUGCAAUGGGCCGGCCUGGACAAGCUGUGGAGAUACUGGACAGUAGACAGUCCUACCAUCCAGCCAUGCCCAUGAGACCAUCCCGCUCUCCCGUAGCCCCACACACGGGCACAGAACGAGCACACAGUAGUCAAGCCCCUGUAAGAAUGCCUGUGGACAGUAGGUUAAUGAUGGGUGCAGCGGAAACCUCCAUCAGAGCGAUGAACCCUGGGAGCCACGGCAGCACAACCCUGAUGCCUGUGGACCCCACAGGAGCCAGACAACCCAGGAUUGGUGCCAUGCCUUCCUCACAGAGUCCCAACAGACUGGUAGCCUACAGUGCAGAUUUACAGCGUCAGGUCCAGUUGUCUGUCUCCGCGCAGCCUGUUCCCGCCAACCCACCAGAGUUUGUCACCUUGAGACAGCACCUCGAAAACAGACGAUUAGAAGGUAGUUCAGAUAUUGUAGCUUCGCCGAGAACUUCAAAGGUGGUGUCUGAUAUGAUUGCUCAUAGCCCGAGGGUCGCAGUUUCUGAUCAAGGUGACAAACACCAGAGCACUUCAGCCACAACUACAGUGUACUCGGCCCAGCCUACACAGCAUUAUCCUCCAGACGUUAUCAACAGGUUGACCAGAGGAAUGCCACAUCCUGCCCUCGUAGCAGUGCAGAGACAACCAAAUUUUCAUCCUUCUAUGGCCAUGCAACAUGGCCCAAGGCUGUCUUCACCACCUCCUCUUAUCCACGCUCCAAGAAGUGGCUCUUCCAGUGGACAGAAGGAUGAUGGGGCCAAGUCCUCGUUGUCCAGUGACUCUGAUCAGAAAAGAAAAGCGAGGGAAAUCCCUCCACAAGCCACAGAUUAUCGCCGGGCGGCUCAGAUGGUCCCGGUGGACUACCCCCCACCCCCGCCUUACGUCCAACACAGACAGGCCCACCACUUCCAGGGCAUGCAGGCCUCCAGCGAGGCUUCCUACAAAGACAGAGCACUGCCUCAGUACACGACGGCACGCCAGCAGCAGGACUAUAAGGGGUAUGCCAUACAAGGUGUAGCCAUGCCUCCACGGGUCAGCACUACAGAGGAGGCCUCCAUCCCUGUCCAGCAGUACUUCAUGCCAGCUGCCCACCUGUCGCCCAGGGGCAGCAUGGCACACAGACAGCCAAACGGUGACAUUGACAUGAGACGGGUGCAGGGGGAUCUCAGACCCACUACUGUGGCACACCCUCCACCUCUCAUCAGUGUUGCCGGGAGUGUCACGAACGCCAGCUUCACCCAGAGAGGAGGAACUCUCACAGUAUCGGCACAGGGCAGCAGGGGAAUCCCCGCCACUUCUGUGCAGGCAAACGCCUCGGGUUAUAUGCCUCAGCAGAGGGAUAACGGGGUGACGUUAGUAGCACAGAUCGUAGAGAAGCAGUUACUGGAUGACGGGCGGCAGUCGGGACGCGCGGUGCCGCCUGCCUGGAGAUUCAAGCACAGACGAGACCCUGUCUACCAGCAGAUGAAUGGCAUUCCGUCAGCUUCAAAGGCUCCUGAAACUUCCAAGGUCAACAUUCCAGAUGUAAUAGUAAUAGAAGAUGACUCUCCACCAAGCUCUGUUAAGACUGACAGUGAGCCCCAGCCCACAAACACUGCCCACAGCAGAGAACAAACCAUCAGUGAAGGGUUGGUAGGGAAGAGAAAGUCUGAUUCUGCUGUAAACCCUAUCUCUAAAGUAAUGAAGGGGACUUCGGGAGAAAAGGCGGUACCUGCCAAGCAAGGACAACCCCCUCCUAUUCACAAUGUUCCCUCAUCCGUCAGUGUUAACACACUAUUAUUUGAUAGUGCCCUUGCCCUCACCUUACAAUCAAAGACUCUUGAGAAGCAAAUAGCACAGCACAUUGUGACAGAGAAUCAGAGCUCGACAGUGUCACACGUGAACACUUCAAACCCUCCACGGAACAUUUUUAAUGUAUUUACAUCAUCUUCUUCUAUAUCAACUCCGUCUUCUACUCAGACUAAAGCAGAGUACAGUCAGUCCGAGCAGCCUCUUGCACUUACAGUGAAGCCAUCUUCUUCUACUAAUACAUCAAAUUACAAGAAGAAAAGGUGGAACAUUGAUGCCUUGAAGCAGAAGCCAGAAAGUGGUGCAGAAAAUCCCAGUCAAGUGGGACCUACAACUACAAGUGAAAUCAGUAAAGGUGCAAAUGUGCACAACACACCAGGAGGUGACAGUGCUUCACUGGCAACAAGUUCCCAGUCAUCACAAAGACAAGUAACCAAAAGUCCCGAGGUACCUCUGAAACCGAUCAAGCCAAAACAGCAGUGGGCACAUUCCAGGAAGCUGAAAGAAGUGGAGGCCUUACAGAAGGAUGCUGAGUGGCAGGCUGGCCCAAGUGAAAGGAGCAGCGUCCGUCAAUCAAAGUCUCUAGCCACAGCUAUUAUCAAAAGUGUGAUAGAAGAUGAAGAGAUCACAUCAGGGAAGUACAAGUCUUCUGAUUCUAAGACGCCAAAACUUCCCAAGAAACCAAAACCAAAACUAGACUCAGUAGAAAAGAAACCCGCAAAGCCAAAGGAACCACAGCCAUCAACUUCUAAAGUCAAUGAGGAUGAAUUUAGUGAUUUUGAUGAUGACGAGGAUGAUGAUGAUUUGGAUGAUGAUUUGGAGGACUUCAGGAGGGGGAAAAUUUCAGAAAUUGUACCUGAUGUGGAUGACAUUGAAGGAAUGCUGUUUAUGUCAUUUUGUUCUAAAGAUGCUCUUCAUGCCCAUGUUGCUGUAGAGGAGAAGACAAGGCAAGAGAUGGGCGACAAGGGUCGAGAAUUCCUCAUGGACAUAACUAAGUUCAAAACCUUGAAUCUACCUCCAAAAAAUAAGCGGAAGUUGAAAGAGGUUGGCCAGGCAGAGUUGUUUCGACACAAAGGGAAACAUGGCAUGAGGGGAAUACACAACAGGAUUAGGAAGUAUGAAAGAAUGCUUAAACUGGAGCUGAAGGCUCUGAAGACAGGCAAACCAGCACAAGAUAUAGCACCGAUAGAAACACUAGAACAAGAUGAGCUCAUUCCACCCGAGGAGAAACCUCCUGGAGUGAAUAAAGUCAAGACUCCUGGAACUGGCAAGAAGACUAAGAAAGCAACCACUCCUGGAAGCAAGACAGGCACACCUGGUAAGGUAAAAAAGAAAAAGGUUGUCACCCAGGCAGACGGAAAGGAGAAGACGCCAGGCGCAAAAUCAGGCAAGAAAGGAAAGAAACCUGUCACUACUCCAGAAAAAGACAUAGAUGGCAGUAUAGUGGCUGCAACUGUUAUAAAAAUAAAGGAGGAAGUAUUGGAUACUAGCACUGCUGAUGAGGCAGUUAUGACAGAGGAACUGGUACCACAAAACAGCAGUGAGUCAGUUACAGACAUACCAAAAGCAGAGAAAACUCCUGAAAAGUUUCUCUCCAAGAAAGGCAAAACAACAGAUCCAACCAAAAUCAAGGGCUACAAGAAAAAGAAGAAGCAGAAAGCCCUUACAGGUGAGGACAUUGAGCUCCUGGAAAACACUCCUUUUGAGAAGCUCCAUUGGAAGACUCAAGAACGACUCCUGUGCUGCAUGACUGAAGACCAGAUAAAGGAAAGAGGGUUGCAAGCACAGGUGCUUAGAAUGAAAGAAAGGAAAACUGAAGGAUUCAUUCCAAAGAAGCUCAGAACAAAGAAACGGAUGAAAGAAUUGGAGCAAAGCCGAAAUCUUGAAGCUAGUACUAGUGGGCUGCCCAUGGCUGACGAAGAUGAGGAGGAAGAGCAAGAGAUUCUUGAUGAUGACAGUACAGACAUUUACAACUUUUAUGGUGAAGGUGAUGAUGAUGAUGACCUGGAGAAGCCUGAGGAAAUAGAGCAGAUGGCAGAAGAGAUGCCCCUCUCCCCUGUGGUCGACACUGUCUCCAAGAUGGGACCAGAACUGAUUGGUCCAGCAAGAGAAGAGGCAGGAUGUAAGAAGUCAGCAUUUGUCAGUGAUGAGUUGGAGAAGUACCUUGCGACAGAGGGAGAGAUAUUUAGUAGCAAGUGCAGCAAAGUUACCUUCACUCACCCCCUGAUGCACAACAAGGCAGAAAAUGUUGCUUUCCAAACUCCUUCUAAGCAAGGUGGAUUUGUCAAGAGUUUGGACAGUGUGGUGCAAAAAGCAAAUUUCAUCAAAGGGACUGGACAGAAAGCUAAGUCCCCCCUCCAGCAUGGCACCCAGAUCAGGAUUGUCAACAGCAAGAUGGUGAAUAGGAAGCCAGCUCUCCUCUCUAAAUCGUUGAAGCCUGUGCCAAAGAAAACAAGUAACGCAGGGACAAAGUCAGCUCUGUCCAAGUUGAAAGCGUCCUUGAUGAAGUCUCACCCAACAGCCAGAAGGGCCAGCGCUACCACAGCCCCCAGCGGUGAUGUGACAGUUGUUAGCCCUACCCAGGCUGCCAGUGCAGCUUCAGCAUUAGACGAGUCAUUCGAGAUGGGCCAGUCUCCCACCCACUCUAGCCAGUGUGGAGAAUCAAGCAUGAGGAAGUCUACUAAAGUAUUGAAAACUGUGAAGGAACCUGUGUACCAGUUGUCUUCCCCUCGGAGGGAAGAAGAGUUCCAGGAAAAACCACCUUGCAAUAACAACUUCUGUAGGCUUGGCUGUGUUUGCGACAGUAUUAAAGACACUGGGGAUGCUAGCUGUGAGAAGGAGCACUGUGGAAAGGUUGACUGCAUGUUUGGCUGUGUCUGCACAGAGGAGGAGAAAGAUGAGAGCAGAAGGCGACCACGGCGGCCAUCUGAAUCAUCCAUGAUGUACUUUGACUCGGCGGAGCCAGAAGACAGCCCGGCGGCAACAAAACCGUUAGAAACAGAUGUCCUUGACAGUCUGGAGGGGAGAAAGGUGAAAAGUCCAAAAAACAAAAGGACUCCUGGUAAGAAGAGAAAUGGAUUACAACAGACAUCAAAGGAGUCUGCAAGUGAGCAAACCUCUGGAAAGGAAUCUGACAGUGCUGGGACUUCAACCAGCACCGAUGGAAGGGAGAAGAAAAGGAAAUCCAGUACCAAAGGUCAGAACAGACAACCAAAGAAGAAGAGGAUGGUGAAAAAGAAGGCAAAGUCAGAGUCUUUAGAAGGGAUCUCUGCGGCUCAGUCAAAAUCCUCCUCUAAGGUCACAAGGAAGGAGUCUGAAGAUGGCAUUAAGGAGCAGGACACAUCAGAAGAGGGUUUUUUAGAGGACAGGUUUAUAGAUGAGGAUGAGGAAGAUGCUUUGUUCAUUGAUGACAUAGUGUUGGAUGAGAUAGAUGAUGAUGAAAGGGAGGAUGAGGAUGGAGAUGAUGGUAUGACGUGUGCCCGAACAAGACUGUAUCAGACCAAAGUCUGCCAGAGGAAGUGCAUGUGUAAACAACAUGGGAACUCCCCAGAGGAUGAGCGGUGUGAGGCAGAGAAGGAGUGGAGUAAGAUCAGAGCAGGGAUCGAGAGACGGAAGGCCAAGGAGCAAAAACCUGGGGCGGGAGGCUCCGUCACCGUCGUGCCCAACAGGAAGGUGCAGCCCUACAGAGAGUUUGUGUACGUCGGACCUCGUCCACCCCCGCCAGACCUGAGUCCGACGGCCCGUUUGCCGCGCAUCGCGCCCGCGCCACCUCCCGCUCCCCCUCCCCCUGCAGCCCCACCCUCAUCAGCACCUGCUGCUGCAGGGGCCAAGUCUGCCAAUGGAGGGAAGCUGAUUGAAAUCAUCUCAGACUGCAACUGGGAAAGUGCCAAGGCAAAUAUCCUCCAGACAAUAGCACAGCACAGUCAGAGGAAUGAUGGGCCCAGGGUGAUGAGAGUGGGCAACUUUCUCAUUGAGAUCAUGCAGCCCAAUCCUCAGGGGAAAAUUCCCAUCCCAGCCGUGCCAGGUGCGGGCCCACCUGCGGGAAUGAGAUUUCCAGCACCAACAGCUGUAGGUAUGAGUCCGCAGGGGCCGGCACGAAUCCUCCCUUCAUCCACCAUGGCAGCAGCUGUCCCUCAGUCAGGCAUGCUCACAGGUAGUCAGGUUUCGGCAGUGCCCUCUGUCUCUGCCACUGGAACUGCAGCAGCUGAUGCCUCCCAGGCAUCCACCACGGCUAUUGUUGGCAAGGUUGCGUUGGUACAGGGUGCGGACGCCACUCCUGAUUCCCUUCCCAGUACUGAAAGCCUUUUGACUUCCGAUAAUAGUCCCGUCCUUCAGCCCAUCCCAAGAGCUGUGACAUCCCCCGUUCAAAACUGUGCUGUCCAACCGACUCAGGACACAAAGGAGAUGCAGUCACCAUCAGCAGAGAAGUCACAGUCAGUUGAUGAGCCCAUGAACCUGCAGGACCCACCAUCACUCAAGAGGCAACCCGCUGUCAAUUCUUCAUCCUCCUGCAAGCCAUCAGCAGAGGCAGAAGAGCACCCUCUAGCAGCUUUGAGAAGCCUUGCAGACUCUCCCUUUGGCACGGCAUCCACCACUGUUACAGUGACAUCGUCACCCAUGGGAAGUGCUGCCACUUCACAGACCUGUCACUCCUCCUUCUCUACAACAUCACCAAAGUGUUCCAUCAUUGAGAAUCCCAGAUGUAGGUCGAGAAACGAUUCAGGAGAUGCCACUGUUAAUGACUCAUUAGAUCCAAUCAUGGAGCAGGCCAAAGCAGCCAACAGUAGCAGUCAUGAGAACUUGACAGAGGUGUCCCCUUGUAAAGAUCCAUCCAGCCUGCCUGAACUGGUUCCCAGACCUCAGACCCCUCCUGCUCCCCCUGAGAAGAGAUACUCUCCCUCUAUGCCAGUGCUAGAACCAAUAACUCCCCCCAGACCAAUGCGAGAUGGAGGUAAAAGCAAACUAAGCUGCCUGGAGGCAGAUGCUAUCGCGCUACGCAAGCCAUUUGUGAAACAAUUUGCAACAACAAGUUCAGAUUCACUGAAAGAAAUUCCGGAUGGUGUACAGCGCGUUAACAUCAUACCAAGUCUACAGAAGGCAGAUACUUUAGAACUCCCCACGGCACAGGGUGGUGACGAGACACAGGAGCAAUGUACAGAAAUCACCAGUACGUCCAACCAGGUGGAAGGAUUUGUUGAGGCAGAUUUAGAGAACAACAAUAACCUUGACUGGGACACCAAUCAAGUACUGUCUCUUGAGAAUGAUGAAGCUGAUCGGUCCCAAAGUCCUGAAGAUGCAAAAGAUUCAAAAAUAAGCAUUGUUACACCAUCAGAGGAAGAAGUCACACAGCAAAAUGUGAAGGAUCUGCCUGAUCAGAAACUUGCAGACGGUGAGCAACAGGAUGAAACAAGAGCCAGCACUUUCCAUUUUCAUAGUCAGUUGCCAUCACAACAUGAGGAACAUGACCCUGCUGAUUUGAGUCAUCCUUCCACAAGUGGAGAAGUUAUGAGUUUGGAAGACCUGGAGAUUGACAUCGAGUCCCUAGAAGACACAGAGGGUAGCCAGGCAGAUUUCUUGAUCUCCAUUGGAAACGACGACUACAGCAUGUUGAUAAACCCCAAGUGCACCCUCCACAACCUGUCUGUGAAGAAGAAAAGGAAGUCACCUCUUAAGGAGAAAGAAGUAAAAGCUGACGAGGUGCAGUUCCAUGAGGGGGCGCUCCCCCCGGAGCCUGAUGAAGACGAGGAGGCCCUACAGAGGGAGGGGCCGAUGCGACUCAUCCACAAAGCCAACGAGCGGCGACGCCGGUCAGAAAUGAAGGACCUGUUUGACAAGAUGAAGUCAGUUCUGGGAUACGAUGAGGAGUACAAGAUGUCCAAAUAUGCUGUCUUGAAGGAGACAGUGGAGGAGAUUGGGAACCUUCUGGAGGAGGAACAUGAUCUGCUGAUGCAGAAACACCAGGAGAGGCUGACGUUUCAGGACCUGGCGGAGAAGAUGGCCAAAAUAACAGGACAAGAGAUGGAUGACAUCAUGAAGACCUACUGGACUGCUAGUUCCUCCAUCUGGCUGGAUGCUAAGGAGCCACCCCCUCCUGUGGUCAGGCCCAAGCCCCCGCCCCCAGCACCUAAACUGGAGUUCAUGCCGUCAUCCAAACCUGGGAGUGGGUCCGAGUCUGGGGACAGGCAGGACAGACCUUCCAGGCCAAGCUCAACAUCAAGCAGUUCAGGUUCCAGACCAGGCACUCCCACCGGAACCCUCCAGAAGGGCAGGACAGAUGCUGUCCGCACGCUCCGCAAAGCUUCCGCCAACGCUGCCCUUCAUGUCCAGUCUGGAAAGGUGAAACCCUUCAACGUAACAAAGCUGACACAGUCUAACACUCCUCCUCAGGCUGCUGAGAGAAGCAAGCCCCUCAUCCUGAAGACGAAGCCAAGCACCAAGAAUAACAAAGUAGUCGCCACCUCCCCGGGAGCACAACUGGUCACUGGUAACAUCAUGGCCAGUGGUCAGCCGGUCACAAUACCUGUGGCCACAGUCAUGCCUCAGCUGGUCCCAUCUGUGAAGCCAACAGUGACUCCUGUAAUCAUCAGCGUGCAGUCGUUAGCUGUGAGCAGCAGCCAGAGCUCUAUGGCAGCCCAAACCUCGAGUAACUCCGCUCCCACCAGGCCCAUGGCUGCGAGCACUCCAGUACAUGCACAGGUGGCACCUGGCAUGCCUCAAGGCCCACAGCUGUCCAGCCAACCUGGUACCAUGGUUGGUGUGAUGCAACCAGUGGCACAGGUGCAGCCAAACAACUCAGCUGUACAUCCAAACCAGCCAGUGACGUCAAUAUCUAUGUGUCAACAAGGUCAGCCUAGUGUGGUGUCCCAAAGCACAGUUUCCUCCUCACUCCCCGGUAAACUAGGUGCUGUUCCCCCACAGCAAGGCUCUCUAGCUGCUCCAUACAAAGCACCAGCAGUGCAACAUGUGAGCAACCAAAGCACAGCUUCCGCUGGAAACCAGACCGGUUUGGUAGGCGCAAAACAAGCAAUGAUAAGUUCAGACCUUGGAACAUCCCUGCCUCAUGGACCACCUGUUGGUGUGGUGUCGGCCUCUCAAACUGCAGUGGGAUCUCAGGGCCCAGCAUCCGGGUUUGGGUCCAUGAUGGCAACAUCAACUGGAGGGUUACAACCUAAAGGCCAAAACAUGCAGCCAAACAACACUCUGCAAGGCCAGGGAAAUAUGAACAAUGGUCCUGCUGGGCAAAUAGUAACACUUGCUGGUAAACCGGGUCAGUUCCUUGUCACACCUGUGUCGGGACCACAGGGGGCUCUCUUGCUCCAGCCAAUAGGGAGGCUUCCAGCCAAUCACGGGGCAGCCACCAGCAUGCAGAACGCUGUGACAACUACAAGUCAGACUCCUGGACAAGGUUUUGCUGGACAAAUGACCUCCAGCUCUGUUCAGCUACAACAGGGCCAGCCAAUCCCCCAUUCACUGGUCCCAGUGUCGGGUGGCCAGCCUGUUCAGCUGAACUCUCCAUUGCCAGCUGCACACAGUGGUAUUCAGCUGGUGGCCCUACAGAGACUGCCCAUCAACCUGUCCCAGGCAAAUGUGUCUGUGAGCUCCCAGCCUGUGUACCUACAGGUUUCUCCAACCCUCAGUAACAUUCAGGCUGCAGGUAACCCUCUACAGACAACAGGGACCAGCCAAACCAUGCAGCAGAUCUCCCCUCUAUCACCCACUGCAGUGAGACCCCUUCAGAUGAUGGCUUCUUCUGUCCCCCAGGCAAAUGUAACGCAGGCUAACUCACAAGGCAUCACAAACUUGACUCCAAGCCAGAUGCACCAGCUUAGCGGCAGUUUCAUGAGAGGUCCUGCCCCACAGAUGUCCCCAGUAAUGCAAACCAGCCAACAGGGGUCUGUAUCUCAACUAAGACCUGUCCUCCCUACCCUUAGCACACCCAACUCCCCAUUUCAACACAACCAAAGUUACGGUCAAUCUCCAAACCAGUUAACGCCAUCUUUCCAACCUGAUGGCAGCACUCAGAAUAGCCAAGUAUCCGGGCCCUCACAGACUUCUACUGGCCAGUACCUUAACCAGACUUCUCCGUCCUCCGUGUCUUCCCCUGGAGUGGAUAUCCUGUCUGCAGCUGUGUGUGAAGCCGGGCUGCAGUCGGACUUCGUCGACCCGCAGCCACCGACUGCCACGCAGCAGGCUGCCAGCGCACCCCCCUCUACAGAACUGUCGACGCUGUCCACUGUGAACGUGGAGCUGCUGAUGCCGGCAGACCAGCCAGGUGGCUCUUCCUCAUCCACUGGACCAGGCACUUACACAGAAAAGAAUGCAGAACUCUCCAAGGAGGAUUCACCAAGACUGUCUUCCAAGUGACUUGCUGAUGCUGCUGGAUUAACCAUGUGGUUUUGCUGCUCUUGUACGAUGAUGUAUGACUAGAAAGAUUAAGAUUCUGUUAAACAUGGUACCUGCUGAUUGCUCUAUACCAUAAGAUAUAUUAGAUAGUCUCUAUUAUGGUACAGUUGCCAAAGUGUUGUUCUCUACAUUUCUGUUGUAAGGGAAAGACUCCAACCAAGAAAAUUAACUAGCUCUGAGAAACUCUUCUUUUCGGAAGACGUCUUUGCUUACUACUGCUGCUAUGUGUAUAAAAGUUGAGAUGUAUAGGUAUACUGUUAGAGAUGGUAAUGAAAUAAUGUCGUACAGUAAGUGGAUUUAUGUGUCACUGAUGAAAUUCUUCAUUCAAAGUAAAGGUGGUCCAUUUUGUGUCUAAGACAAUUCUCAAAUUUAAGAUGGUGUAAGAAUGAACAUUUUUGUUUUGGGUUACAUCAUGUUUCUAUAUGGAGAAGAUGUUGACUACCCAGUGACCAUGUUUUAUUGUAACCCUUAUGCUUUAUCCUUGUGAUGUUGAUAGACAGUCUUCUAGGUAUUUUGGAAGAUCAUUGUCACAUUGUCUGUAAUAGUCUGUCUGACAGUACUUUGGAAAAAAACUGUUACAUGCUGCUGUGAUUGUACUUGUUCAGUCCCUCUACUGAAAGUAAUCUGCCAAGCAUUGCCUUAGAUCUGUCACUAACAAUGUUUGUAAACUGACUUGUACAAGAGAAGAAGAUUCCCUGAUGUUUGCUUCUUGAUAAUGCUCAUUGACUUGUUUAACCCUCCACAUUGCAUCAAAAGAUGUUUUUAUUGUUAUGUCAAAAUUUUCAAAUUAAGGUUGAGGAAACACAAAAUGUGUUGAAGGUGACAAAGUGAAUGAAGUCAAAUGAAGUCAUAUGGUAAGGUAUGAGCCAUGAGGUGACGUUUUUUGGACAGAGGUACUAUUUUUCAGUUCUUAAAAUGCUGUCCAUCAGGACCGUAGUAAUCAGUAAAUAUGGCAAUGGAUGGCUAUUGUUUCGUAAGAUGUUAUUGAUGCAAUACAACAAUGAGUGAGAGAUGUAUUUAUUUGGCCCCACCAAACGCUGGUGCUUAUGAAGCUCUGGUUAUGUCCAGUUGCAACAUCCAUGUGUACAUUCGUAAAAUAAAGUUAUGUUAUUUUCUGA
This is a messenger RNA of Branchiostoma floridae (Florida lancelet), 12158 nucleotides long. RefSeq lists its product as uncharacterized. The coding region runs from base 466 to 11001 and encodes 3511 amino acids. The transcript is spliced from 8 exons. The record is from RefSeq and is a predicted model, not a curated record. Gene Ontology annotation, cellular component: MLL1 complex. Gene Ontology annotation, biological process: regulation of transcription by RNA polymerase II; cell fate specification. Gene Ontology annotation, molecular function: RNA polymerase II cis-regulatory region sequence-specific DNA binding; protein dimerization activity; DNA-binding transcription factor activity, RNA polymerase II-specific. Lineage: Eukaryota; Metazoa; Chordata; Leptocardii; Amphioxiformes; Branchiostomatidae.